This is a messenger RNA of Parastagonospora nodorum SN15, 2631 nucleotides long. RefSeq lists its product as hypothetical. Gene Ontology annotation, biological process: actin cytoskeleton organization. The record is from RefSeq and is a predicted model, not a curated record. Gene Ontology annotation, molecular function: small GTPase binding; actin binding. The coding region runs from base 1 to 2631 and encodes 876 amino acids. The transcript has 2 exons. Lineage: Eukaryota; Fungi; Ascomycota; Dothideomycetes; Pleosporales; Phaeosphaeriaceae.
AUGGCGACACCCGAAGCAGGCAACCGGCGCAGCAAGCCGUCGACGGUGCUCAAGGCUUUUGUGAACAAGACACACAAGCGUACCAUCUCGGACGGCAUGGAGCUGAAGAAGAACCAAGCUUUCAACGCCCCGUACACGCCUGUCUCCAACUUCCAGGCGCCAUUGCUACCUCCAGACCACCCGCACAGCCAACUCCGGGCUGGCACGCGCACCGAGAACAUUCCUCUCAAUCCGCCGUCCCCGCAAAAGUCUCAAGACGCCAAGCAGAGCCGCCCGAAGAGCCUGCACAAGAAGACGCUCAGCUCCGUCUCGCUACGGUCACUGGCGAAGAAGGAAGAGAAGCCAAAGGACAAGAAGUCGAUGGAUGUGAGGCGGCCGCGUGAGGAGGAGGUUAUGGGAGAGAAGCCAAAGAAGACCAAGUCGUCGACCAACCUGGCUGCCAUGUUCGGCAAGGGCAGGUCGAAGGAGCGGUCCCAGUCGCCCGCGAAGCAGCCCAGAGACAAGGAGAACACGACACCACCCAACUCUGCGAACGCCUCCGAACCCCCGCGUCCUCCCAUCUGGGCCGAGUUCAGCUCGACCCCACUGCAGGAAGUCACCACCACAAGCCGAGUGCCGUUGAACGACCACCGAAGGAGUGUCGAAGACGAGAUUGCGCUGUAUACACCCCAGCAGUACUCUCCGACCAAGCAGCGCAACUUCUUCGAUUAUGGGCAGCCGUCGCUACAACAGAAACCCGCCGCGAAAGAGCGACCCAAGUCGAUGGUCGUUCCUAAGAGCACCUCCACCGGCCUGCUCGAGACCUUCACCCGCAAGAAGAGCGGUGAUCGAGUGCCAUUGUCGGAUACCAAGGGCAACGAGGGUAGGAGCAGGGACCCUUCUCCGUCCAAGCAUUCGGCCGUGAGACCACCAAUGGGCCGCUCCAGCACCGAUACCAGCAGGAAGGACGAGAAGGCAAGGCCCGCGCCUCAGCCCGCUCCAGCGGCAAAGAAGCCUAACAGGGUCAUGGCUGCUGUUGCUGCCUUCAAUGGCAAGUCCAGGCAGAUGGAAGCUCCGAGUUCGCCCACCAAGCUUGACCCGCAGACGGUGGAUGCCGAGUUUGAAGAAGUUUUGAUGCGGACACUGAAGCUCGAGGUUAAGGCUGACUUUGUUCGCAUGCACAAACUUGACACCCCAUCAGCAUCAAGGACCGCGUCUGCCCACUCAUCCAUUGGUGAAAGCGAUGGUAGGCCCACACAGAAGCCUGGUCACACGAGGAGCAACAAGUCACGAGACGAAGCAAUGGAAGAAGAGAACGUCACCUCACCAACGGACAAGCCGGGCUCAUCUAAGCGCGAGCGCCCGCGAAGCAGGACCUUCACAUUCAGCCGGAGUGAUUCUCCCACCAAGAAACAGAAGCCGGACGCCAACGAGAGGAAGACAUCCUCCAAGGCGGUAAACAUACCCAAGUCGCCUUCCACGAGGUCACUGGCGUCAACUUCUUCGGAUCGGUCCGUAUCGAAUGGAGUGAAGUCUGUAAAGGCAGAUGAGUUCAUCAAGUACCUCAAGAAGACGCCGAAGCCAGGCAACGUUGAGGUCGGCAAGCUGCACAAGCUCCGAUUGCUGCUCCGAAACGAGACAGUCGAUUGGGUCGACAACUUCAUCCUAGAGGGUGGCAUGACUGAGCUGGUCGCUCUCCUCCACCGCAUCAUGGAGAUUGAGUGGCGCGAGGAUCACGAGGACACUCUUCUUCAUGAGCUUCUUCGAUGCCUAAAGGGUCUGUGCACAACCGCAACUGCGCUGAAGCAGCUCAACGAGAUCUCGCCUACAUUGUACCCAGCACUCCUUGCUAUGCUGUUUGACGAGGAACACAAGGGCCCGAGCGAGUUUACUACGCGUGAGCUCAUCAUCGAGAUCAUCUUUGCCCAUAUCUCCAUGGCCCCGGAGGAAGAACUCGAAACACGCGCCACUCAGUUGCUGAACUAUCUCAAAGAUCCCGUCAAGGAGAAGGAGUCCUCCACGGUGCCCUUCAUCCUGCAAAUGUACCAACCUCGUCCGUACCAGGUAUGGUGCAAGGAGAUGAGCAACGUCACCAAAGAAGUCUUCUGGAUCUUCAUCCACCACCUCAACGUGGUCCCCGUCCCUCCUGCUCCCAAGGACUCUGCCAAAUCCUACGCCAAAACCCAUUUCCCCGGUCAACGCGCCAUCGUCCCAGCAGCUCCAUACGUCGGCGGCGUAGAAUGGGAUGCCACCAACUACCUCGCCACCCACAUCGAUCUCCUCAACGGCCUCAUCGCCUCCCUCCCCACCCGCGAAGCACGCAAUACCCUACGCCAGGAAUUCAAAGUUUCGGGCUUUGAAAAAUUGAUGGGUCACUUGCGCGCUUGCAAUCCAAAGUACUAUGGUGCCGUGCAUGACAGCGUCAAGGUGUGGAUUGGCGCCGCGCUCGAAGAUGACUGGGACGUCAAGACUGUGCGCAUGGGUGCGGGCGAUGGGAAGAGCGCGGUCAGCUCGCCUGUCAAGCAAAGUCCGAAGAAGAAGGCCGAGUUGGCGCCGCAGAUUCAGGCCCCGAAGUUUGAUCUGGGGCUCGGGUUUGAUAAGGAGAUUGGUGUUGGUGUAGGUGUGAAGAAGGAUGAUGAUGAUUGGAUUUGA